CCCCAGGCAGGGCUAUGACUCUGUGCUCUGCUCCCAGACUUUGGCAGUGGCCCAGUUUAUAAUGUGCGGCAGAUCUGGCUUUAAUAGAGAUCAUGUCUCUUCUCUAUGUUACAGAGGUUUUGGAUAGAUAUUUGUAGGCUCAAGAAAGGAGGAGAUAGUGUGGUGUUUAGAAGUUUGGGUCAGAUGCUCUGGAUUCAAUGACUACGGUGGACCAAGGAGGCAAGGUCUAAGAAAUCAAAAUGUAGAGAUGGGAAGGGAAGAAAAGUCCUUAACAGACAACGCUACAAGAAGAAGGUGAAUUCUGACAGUGUGAAAUAGUAGGGAACCCUGUGCAGCAGGUCUUAAUUAUAGAGAAGUCUUAAAAAUAAUUGAAGGCUCAAGCCUGUAAGUUUAGGAACCAGCUGUAAGUUGGGAUGUCCUCACAAGCAUACUGAGGACCAGUGGCUUUGUAUGCAGCACAGGUUGGGGGAAACCAAAAAUAGCAUUGGUGGAAAAAUCUUUACCCUGCUGGGAUUUUUCUCACGAGGCACUCUUGUGGUGCUCACAUGCUCACUUUCCCACACACGGUGAUCUUCUUGUUGAAUUAAAAUGUACGAAAUCCGAGAUAUGACAGUAUUUUUGAUCUGUGACUUUAAAAGGCCAGAUUAUUGGAAGUUUUCUUCACAACAUCAAUAAUAAAUCAGACAUUGAGAAGCGAGGAAGAAGGAACCUUAGAGUCUUAAGGUUCAUAGGUAAGAGAACAGAGAAAUAAUAAUUUAAAAAAGAGUAAAGGUGGCCAAAGUAGCAAAGGAGAAAGAGAACACUUAAGUGGAUAUUGAAGGGAAAGUCAGCAGAUUGAUCUGUGGGCAAAAGAUUAAAUUAUUUUCUCUGAACUAACUGUGGUACAGACUGUCCUUUACAUCAGCCUUUAAUGUUUUUUCAAUGUUUUAUUAGGACAUGAGAAUCUCAAAUCUGUAACUCGGCAUCUGUUUGGCUUUAGGUAACCUGUGAGAGGGGAAUCCCAGAGGAUCAGAGAGCGUGUGAGAGAUCAAAAAGGUCGUGCUGAUGAACAACCAGAACCAUUCUGUCUACCUUUAACUAGAUGUCCUAUGGAUAUGCUUGCUAACUGGCCUUAUACCUUGGCAUAGAGAACCAAAGGGCGUAACUGGGUUCUGCUUUGGUGCUGGAGAAAGAGAAACUGCUGUCUCUGAGCUACUGAAGUCUGCUGUGUAUGUUGAAACUUCUAAGCCCAGUUCGUUUCCAGUUGGGCGCAGCCAGCGCUGCUAUCUCACCCUGGGCCGUGUGGGAGCUUCGCAGCAUGAUCAAAUGCACCAUCCCAGGCAGCCAUCCUCUGCUGGAAUUUGGUGACUACGGCUGCUAUUGCGGCUUGGGAGGCAGUGGGACUCCAGUGGAUGAGCUUGACAGGUGCUGUCAAGCACACGAUGAGUGCUACUCACGGGCACGUAAACUAGAACCAUGCAGAUCCCUCUUGGACAAUCCCUACACAAAGCUGUACAGCUUCAGCUGCUCCAGCGGGCAGAUCACGUGUGACAGCAAGAACCACGAGUGCGGGAUGUUCGUCUGCAACUGCGACCGCACGGCUGCCAUGUGCUUCGCCAAGGCGCCCUACAAUCCCGAGCACAAUAGGCUGGACACCAAGAAAUACUGCAACUAAUCCUCGCCGUCCUCCUCCUGCCCCUCAGGGCGGCAAAAGGCCGGCAGCGGCCUCUCACUAAUAAACGCCUCGCAA
Messenger RNA from Aquila chrysaetos chrysaetos, 1729 nucleotides. RefSeq names its product phospholipase A2 group IB (gene PLA2G1B). Bases 1211 to 1654 code for a protein of 147 amino acids. Gene Ontology annotation, biological process: lipid catabolic process; arachidonate secretion; positive regulation of fibroblast proliferation. The transcript has 5 exons. The record is from RefSeq and is a predicted model, not a curated record. NCBI's taxonomy places the organism in Eukaryota, Metazoa, Chordata, Aves, Accipitriformes, Accipitridae. Gene Ontology annotation, molecular function: signaling receptor binding; phospholipid binding; calcium ion binding.